AUGUUUCUCUGCAACCUGCUUCGACGCAUUCCAAAAAGCACGAGCUUGCAUUGGCAGAAUGCAGCUGCGAAUAGGAUAUCAUUGCUAAUAAGACAUGUCCCAUUGACAACGCGGGUUCCGGUGGCGACGCACUUUUACGUGUGCAGACGGACAUUGAGCACGCCUGCCCCCAUGGUCAAUGUCAGUGACCUAUCCAUAGAGCGGUAUCAUGCACUUUCUGACGCGACCAUGACAACGUUACUCGAGCGGCUCGAGGAUUUGCUUGACACAGUAGGAAACGACGCCUAUGAAGUAGAUUAUCAUAGCGGCGUCCUGACGCUCAACUUAGGUACCUAUGGGACAUACGUGAUCAAUAAGCAACCACCAAACAAGCAAAUAUGGCUGUCUUCCCCACGCAGUGGUCCCAAGCGCUAUGAUUACGUACCGGAAUCAGACGGCUGGCGAUAUGCGCGAGAUGGAAUAGGGCUUGGCGAGCUGCUGGAUGAGGAGAUAACGGAUAUGCUCCGAACUAAAGUCUCCCUGCAUCUAGAGGGUGUGUCUACUCAGAUACGGGAGUAG
This is a messenger RNA of Suillus fuscotomentosus, 558 nucleotides long. Its product is annotated as Frataxin. The transcript is spliced from 4 exons. The record is from RefSeq and is a predicted model, not a curated record. Gene Ontology annotation, biological process: intracellular iron ion homeostasis; iron incorporation into metallo-sulfur cluster. Gene Ontology annotation, molecular function: iron chaperone activity; ferric iron binding; ferroxidase activity. Gene Ontology annotation, cellular component: mitochondrion. NCBI's taxonomy places the organism in Eukaryota, Fungi, Basidiomycota, Agaricomycetes, Boletales, Suillaceae. The coding region runs from base 1 to 558 and encodes 185 amino acids.